UCGACCGUUAGCUUUUCCCUUAUUCUCAAACCAAAAACAGAGCAUUUCUUAUUGGUCCUUCAAUCUUCAGAAAAACGAAACAAAAUCUCACUGGAAAAAAUGGCCGCCGAUUAUGCCUUCACUGACAAGGAAAUGGUUAUUGAUGAAGGUCUCGGGUACCCGAGAGCCUACGCAAAAAUCUGCCGCGACCCUAGUCUUUGUCUCUACAGUCAUGGCCCUCCUUUCACCUUCAUGCCUUACGCUUUGCAGCAAAAUGAGGGUUUGAGAGCAAAGGAGCUGGACCUAAUGUUCCCAACUAUUGACCCAAAGGCAAGACCAACAGCCAAGCCAAAAAUUUUCAUCAAUCUCUUGUGGAAACAGCUCAGUCAUUUAGGGAACGCCGGCUUUGAUCCAGAAGUAAUUCGUGUCGAUCCAUAUGGCAAUGUGCUGUACUACCAUGCAGAUUCAGCUUCACCUCUUUCUUGGGAUAUUGAUCACUGGUUUCCUUGCUCAAGGGGUGGAUUGACUGUUGCAAGUAACCUGAGGAUAUUACAGUGGCAAGUAUGUAAGAAAAAACAUAACAAGCUAGAAUUCCAAGUUCCGUGGUGGGAUUUUCAGCUGGGAAUUUCUGUGAACCAGUUCUUAUCGAUUUUUGCUUCUCGAAAGUCUGAUUUCAGGCGCAGGGCAUUUUCCUUCUUGUUUGCAGAAGGUGAAAAUGAAGAAAUAAAUUCUUCACAAACAGUGGAGUCACAUUCUUUUCCACAGCAUUUUAUGCAGUCCAAAGAGCAAUUUGGCCUUGCUCCAGCUGCUGUUGUUGUGACCCGUAGGGAACUAUAUGAUACUUCAUCAGCUCUGAAAUCACUGGAUUACAACAGGCAGAUAAGGCCACAGUCUCCUAUGAUUGCGGCAAGGAAGAAGAAAUCUAGCGUUUUGAAAGAAAAUGAAAAUCCAGAUUUUAUUACAAAUCCAUAUCAGGCCAUUGUUAUGGCCAGAGAUUCACUGAAACAAAGGGAAGAAACACAAAAGAUGCAGUCAGAAAUCCAGAAGUGGGAUGAAGAAGUGACUGAAAUGAGACGAAAAAAUGAUGAAGAAAAGCUUGCUAUUCAAGACUUGGAAGUGGAGCUGAUAAAGCGUAGGAGAAGGGCAGAAAAGUGCAGACGGCUAGCAGAGGCACAGUCUUCAUACAGGACUAUGCUAGAAAAGAUGAUCCGGGAUGCUAUGCACCAGAGCGUCGUUUACAAGGAACAGUUGAGACUAAACCAGGCUGCAGCAAAUGCACUCAUGGCAAGACUUGAAGCACAAAAGGCAAUAUGUGACGCCUCGGAGAAGGAACUUCACAAGAAAUUUAAACAACGAGAUGAGCUUGAGAAGCAGAUAAGGCCUGAAGGGGAACACGCAAGGAAGAGAUCAAGGAUGGAUGAUAUUUUCUUAGAAGGACAAGAUAGCAAAACUGUUCUUUAUCUACCAGGAAUCAGGCCAAGGACGCCUUCACACAAGGAGCUGAGACUGUUUCUGGAGGAGGAACAUAAAGCAUCUGUAGCUGGUUUAUCUUCAAAUGAAGAUCAAAAGCAUGAAGAAAUUGAAGAGGAACUUGCAAUUACAGAAAGAAAUACUGUCAGAGGAACGCGUGAGGAGCAUGAUAAAGCCAUAGCUGCUUUGGAAGAUGAAAAAUCAAUUGUGCAGAAGUUUCAGAGAUUUGAAAUAGAAGAGGAGAGACAAGAAAUUCAAAUCCCUACUGCUGAAGAGACGGAGAGAGCAGAUGAUGAAGAGAGCAGGAGGCAGCGUGGGAAAGGGAAUGUUGAGAGGUGGCUGCAAAUGCUGUUAGAGAACACUCAAGACGAAUUGGACCCUCAAAAUGCAGAUGCAGAAGAAGUGACUGGAAUCGAUGAAAUAAUAAAAAAGCUGGAUUUGAAGUAUCCACAGAAAGAGAAAAAGGUCACGACACAAAUUCAUGAGAAGCAGCAGAGUGUUGGGGAGAAGAAAGAAGAGAUUGUCGAGAUAGAAGGCAGUAAAACACCAAGGAGAAGUAGCAAUGCUUGUGAAGUAGCUCGUAUUAGUGAAGGUCGUCUUGGAGGCAGAAAGCAAAGAAUUGAGAAGAAUGGCAAGGAAAGAAUUCUUGCAAGGUCUGAGAGUGCCAGGGCCUUCGGGCGAAUCCCAUCUUCUCCAUCUUUGAUUUUGGGUAUGAAAAAAGGAGUGGAGUGCAUGAGGAAGAAGCCAAUAGUAACUAGUGAUGAUGAAGAAGACUAUGCUGCCGGAAACAACUUCCUCAAGUCAUCCAUCAAAACAAUAAAGAAGGCUGUGAAAAUAUGAAGAUUUCUUCCACUGAGGCCUAUCUCUUUGGAUUGUAUCUUCAACAUUGCCGUGAUUUAUUUAUUAUUUUUUAAGAUUGCUAAAAGUAUCUUUUAAGUUGAAUAAUGGAGUGAAUUUAGGUCUUUUCAGCUUUUGAUGUCUGUAUAGGUCGUCCAGUUGUGAGAUAACAGCUUGUUGUUUAUAUAGAUCCUAUUCAGUUGGGUCAAUAUCUGUAUAUCGUAUCUGUGGUUUUUUUUUUUUUUCAUUUUGGGUUCUCCAAGUGAUUUCGGUAUUAUAGAUAUGUUGUUUUGGUUUGUUCUCUAAGUGAGUGCUAAUAGCUCCUAGAUCUAAUAAACAGAAUGAUUGUGGGUGUUUAUGUUGUUAAUCUGAA
Molecule: messenger RNA, 2659 nt
Organism: Theobroma umbraticum
Lineage: Eukaryota; Viridiplantae; Streptophyta; Magnoliopsida; Malvales; Malvaceae
Product: trichohyalin
Source: RefSeq, a predicted model, not a curated record